UUGCAAGUGGGGUAAAUGUUUUGUGGUGCUUACAUUUCGCUCUCGCCUGGGUACAUUGACACACUCCUGAACUUGCAUCAAUUGCUAUAAUUUUGGCUAUUUUACAUCGACGUUGGGGCAACAUGUCGGUUGCGUCUGCAUCAAUACAGUUUUUUACUCGUUUGUUACGAUAUCGAACGAAAUGUGCCUUUCCGUUUCACGCAGCAUCUAGGAUUUUAAUAUCACCAUACCUGCCCCAGGUCUUUGGCGGUAAUAAGGUGCUACUGGGCACCAGUGCACAGCCACUCAGGUCAGAGGAGAAGGUGACUGUCUAUUUCAUCAACCGCGAUGGGCGGAAGAUCACCACUUCAAGUGCCAAGGGCAACAGUCUUCUAGACCUGGUGGUCGAACAAAACCUAGAUAUUGAAGGUUUUGGUGUGUGUGAGGGGACCCUGGCCUGUUCUACCUGUCAUGUGAUCCUGGAUCAGAAGGUGUACAACCAGCUGGGGCCCAUCACUGAUGAGGAGAAUGACAUGCUGGACCUGGCCUUUGGCCUCACUGAUACGUCUCGUCUGGGUUGUCAGGUCUGCCUAUCCAGAGAUCUGGAGGGCAUAACGGUCCGUGUGCCAGACGGGGUGAACGACAUGCGGAGAUCUGACGAUGCUGGACCUACACUGUAAAGCAUCUUGUUGUUUUUACAGUAUUAUACAAAACUAACAGUGAAGUGCUAUAUUAAUGAUUAAUUGCCCUAAAUCGAAAUGCAAUCUGGGUGGUUUUAGGUCUAACUGAUUAAUUGAUACUAUACAAUUCCAAAGAAACUUGGUUUAACAGUACAUUCAUGUUAAAAAGCGCUAUAUUUCCAAUGCUACUGUAAUUCCACCCCACAGAAUACUGUACCCUUCCCUGUAGUGGUUUCAUGUUAUUGUUGUUUUCAUUAACAUAUUAUGAGGUGUGCCUUGUAAGAGGCUGCAUUUGUUCCACCGGUUAGUGAGAGUGAGGUACCAAUUUAACUGAUACAGUAUGUGGUGGUAGUAGUGCCUCAACAAUUGAAUGUGCAUACAGUAGGGGACAGAUUGGAGUGGCAGCAAGUCUUAAACCUUUAAUGGUUUAGUAUUUGCCAUGUUCUUUGGUCUGUUUUGCCCUUUAUUCACUGCCAGUUUAGAAACCUUUGUUAAGGCCUCUAGAAGUGCAAGUGGUAUACAGUACCAGUGAAAAUUUUGGACACACCUACUCAUUCAAGAGUGUUUCUUUAUUUUUACUAUUUUCUACAUUGUAGAAUAAUAGUGAAGACAUCAAGACUAUGAAAUAACACAUAUGGAAUCAUGUAGUAACCAAAAAAAGUAUUAAAUAUAUCAAAAUAAAUUUUAUAUUUGACAUUCUUCAAAGUAGCCACCCUUUUCCUUGAUGACAGCUUUGCACACUCUUGGCAUUCUCUCAACCAGCUUCAUAAGGUAGUCACCUGGAAUGCAUUUCAAUUAACAGGUGUGCCUUGUUAAAAGUUAAUUUCUUUCCUUCUUAAUGCAUUUGAGCCAAUCAGUUGUGAUGUGACAAGGUAGGGGUGGGUAUAGAGAAUAUACCCCUAUUUGGGGUAAAUAUAUAUAUACACAUUACCGUUCAAAAGUUUGGGUCACUUAGAAAUUAAAAUAACAUCAGAAAUACACAGUGUAGACAUUGUUAAUGUUGUAAAUGACUAUUGUAGCUGGAAACGGCAGAUUUUUUAAAAUGGAAUAUCUACAUAGGCGUACAGAGGUCCAUUAUCAGCAACCAUCACUCCUGUGUUCCGCUAGUAACCUACAGUAAAUGGCUAGUAACCUACAGCAAAUAGCUAGUAACCCACAGUAAAUAGCCAGUAAUCGAAUGUCAAGUUUUUUGUUUAUAGAUCAAAUAUUUAGUAUUGUUGAAAUGCUGAAAUAAAAGAGUUUUCCUAAUUAUUAAGA
Messenger RNA from Salvelinus fontinalis (brook trout), 1916 nucleotides. Its product is annotated as adrenodoxin-like. The record is from RefSeq and is a predicted model, not a curated record. The transcript is spliced from 4 exons. Gene Ontology annotation, biological process: P450-containing electron transport chain; positive regulation of oxidoreductase activity. Bases 123 to 659 code for a protein of 178 amino acids. Gene Ontology annotation, molecular function: 2 iron, 2 sulfur cluster binding. Lineage: Eukaryota; Metazoa; Chordata; Actinopteri; Salmoniformes; Salmonidae. Gene Ontology annotation, cellular component: mitochondrion.